Molecule: messenger RNA, 2551 nt
Organism: Acyrthosiphon pisum (pea aphid)
Lineage: Eukaryota; Metazoa; Arthropoda; Insecta; Hemiptera; Aphididae
Exons: 4
Coding region: 140-475 (111 amino acids)
Source: RefSeq, a predicted model, not a curated record
UCGUCUCGCAGCAUCCCCCAAACGCACUCCUCCGGUGGUGGUUUCGCUCCGAAGUUCGUCCGUCCCGAGGCACACACGGCCUAGCUAACCGUCCGUAUCGUUACGCUGCGUUCAGACAAUUUCAAAUUGUAACUGUAAAAUGACUCUGUUUAAUUUGAAUAAUAACGGAUUAACCAUUCGGCGGUGGCGGCGGCGGCUGGGGAAGGUCGCAGUAGGGAUUUUCAAAAGUUACGCGCCAGCGGUCGUCCUCUGGAAAUCGAUAAUGCCGGUCGGAGGAAGAGUGGCCGGCAAAGGUGUCGGCGUACACAAUUCGGGUGGAUCUAGCGACGGGCACGCGUCUGGUGGUUUCAACGAGGAGGUCAUAUGGAUCAGCAUCGGGAUGAGUAUUGCCAUCGUCAUACUGAUAACGAUAGCUCUGUGCUAUUUGGCUCGGCAGCGGUGCAAGAAGAGACAGGAGAUAAGCGUACGCACUUAACAUGGACAAUAUUCAAACACAUACAUCAUACACAUACCUAAGCAUACCUACUACGACCACCUAAAUACGAGUUUGUCGCUCGGCGGACUGCGUACACAGAAUUUAUGUUAUUCGGACGACCCCACUCGCAUUGUCAUAACUAAAUUAUUAUUAUUAUUAUUAUUAGUAGUAUAUUAUUAUUGUCAUUAUUAUAAUUGUUUCUAUAUUAUUACUAUCAUUGUUAUUUUUAUUAUCGUUGGUUGUCGUACCUAUAUCUAAUGUUUGUCCCUGACUGAAGAUCUGUAUUCUUUGUCGUCCCUUACUUUCGGCGAUCACGUGACACGUGUCUGGAACUCACCAAUCCCCCCACCCCCGUUCCAGCCAUUUUAUGUCAUAAAUUGGUCACGCGGGAUACUAUUAACCAUAAGUCCCCUCCCCCUCGCAAACAAUUCCGUCACAUAGUCACGACGUUAGAAUAAAUCACGUCACGCGUAUAGUUACUAUUGGCGACUGAUAAACCCCAAGAGAACCGUCUUUAACGCAAGACAUACAAGUUUCAACGUGUCACAUCCUCCGUGCGUAAACGAAGAUCCUUUCGAAGUCAGACACGUCAUUAUGCGUUCGCCGUUUGAUGCGUAGGUAUAAUAUUAUACAGGUGACAUUAUAUAUUUUGCAAAACACUCAAAUAUAAUAAUAAUAUAAUGGUCGUCGAUGUCACAUCGAUAUAGCACUUAAUAUUUAUUUUACAUAGAACAUAUCUCAUUAUAUUAUAUUCACGCGAAAAGGUCAUACGAAUCCUAAGACAUAGAUUUAAUAUUAUUAUAAUAACGGUUUAAGUGAUUUUAUGUGUAUCCCCCCUCCAUACUUCCCGUAGUAAUUAAUAAAAUAUAUAUUGAUAGUAUAUGUAAUAUUGGCUUAUAUUUCAAUAGUGUUGUAAGCUGCACCCCGCGACGAGUGAUAAUUUAUUAUUAUAAUAAUAUUAUAGUACGGCACGCGUUUCUUUUUUGAUUCUAAUAAUGUUAUAAUAAUAAUAUGCAUGCAGAAGACGAAAAUCGCGUCGACGAAAAAUCAUAAAUUGCAGGACCUAACCGCGAUAACCGUCGUCGUUCCGUGAAAGUUUUGACGAGUACAAUAAACCACGUAAUAAUAAAAUAUUUUACUAUAGUAAAUUGUCAUCAUUACCGCUGUGAUGAUUGAUUUCAUUUUUAUUUAUAAUAAUUCACAUUAUUCAAUUAACGAAUAAUAUUUUUUACUUAUUGAAAUCCUAAAACUCCCGUGGCGUUUCUCCACGUGAUCGUGUUUAAUAUAUUUAUAUAAUAAUUCUAUAAUUAAUAUAAUAAUCGCAUCACCAAAAACGAUUUAUAAAUGUAUUACAAUAGUAUGUUAAUAUCAAUACUGCAAUAGGUAAACAAAAAAAAAAUAUAUUAAAAAUUCGUGUCAUUCGAUGAGGUAAAAAUGUAAGCGAAAAACGUUAUAUUAUAUCCAUGUAAUCAAAUUCAAAAUCAUAAUGAUAUUAUAUUAUAUAGGUACUGACAAUUAUAAUUGCCUGUAUGUUACGUAUUAUAUCCAAGUGGUAUAACAUGCAUAUUUCUUAUGAAUCGCAGAAUAUAACCUUAUUUUAUAAGUUUCUGCAACGUUUCUAUCAUUAGAUAAUUCCAAAAUAUGUUUAAAAAAUUGAAAAAUAAAAUUAAUACCUACUUAAAAAAAAUUACUUUAAUUUAUAAAAUACAAUGUACUAGUAUUAUGAUGAGAGCGGAAAACGCAUCCAAGUAUAACUUAUUAAUAAUUUAUUGUAAGUGCGCUAUAGUUUGUAUACUUUAUACAGCAACAUGUGUACGUGUAAUGUGUUUAUAUAACUCUAUUUAUAAUAUAACAUACUAAGACCAAUUAAUAUUAAAGUCAUAUUUUUAAAAUUAUUUAAUUGUGUAAUCUGUGAAACAAUAUAUUAUAUAUAUAUUAGUGUAUGCAAUAGACAUAAGACAUAUAAGUACUAUUAUAGUAUCAACAUAUUGUAGUGGUUUACAAUGGAAAUUAUAAUAUUGUCUUCUAUGCCUAAUAACAUUUGAUUGUAAUAAAUUAUAUUGUAAUGAACCUGUA